Uranotaenia lowii is the source of this 677-nucleotide messenger RNA. RefSeq lists its product as uncharacterized. The transcript has 2 exons. NCBI's taxonomy places the organism in Eukaryota, Metazoa, Arthropoda, Insecta, Diptera, Culicidae. The record is from RefSeq and is a predicted model, not a curated record. The coding region runs from base 108 to 542 and encodes 144 amino acids.
AUCAUUUAUUUUUAUAUAGGUUGAACCACUAUUUAUCAGUUCAAAGCACUCAGUACCAGUUGCAGUUUCCAGCGGUUAAGAUCUCUUCCAACUGACUGACAGUCGUCAUGGCAACCAAAUGGAUUUGGACCACCGCCAAUGGCCCCCAUCCCCCGAACAUGGUCCCCGGAGGACAGGACAGCGACGGAUGCACCAUCUACGUUGGCCGGGCACAUCAUUCCGGUGAUUUGCUGCCGGCCAAGGUGAUUCCCGCGAAAAAUGCCGCCUACGUGGCGUACGGGGGUGGAGAACAUUUCGUGGACGGCUUCGAGGUGCUCUGCCAAAAGGAACUGAUCUGGGAUAAUGCUCACGGAGGCAUCAUUCCUCCGGAUGCCAUCUGCGGAGGAAAUACGGCCGACGGAGAGCCACUGUAUGUGGGACGGGCUUACCAUGAGGGAUCCCAAACCGUGGGAAAGGUUCAGUCUUCCCAUGGAUGUGUCUACAUACCGUACGGUGGUGCGGAAGUAGCUGUCCACUCGUACGAAGUGUUGUGUGAACGGUAAAACACCUGCGUGGUUUCUUUUUUUAUGUUGGAUAGGAAGUAGCUCUAUAAUUCCGCCCUUCAACAACUGACUCAUUAAUAGUCGAACUGUGACUAUUCAAAGUUAAUAUAAAUAUUAUUUUUGUUUCUCAUCGAA